UUCACAAUUCGAAUAACAGCAAAUGCGCGAACAGCUUUUUUCCCCUAUCGAUCAGCCCUCACUCAAUAACAACCGCGCGUGGGUGACCGGGCAAAAAUACGCCUAAAAUUCGAUGGCAUAAGCGCUCAGAAGUUCACGGCCGACACCUUCUGAUUCGUCCUUGAACCCUUGGCCUCAUGAACCCGCGCGCGGACAUCCGUCUCUCGGCGAUAUUCGAACCAACUUCCGGCACUCGGGAGCAGCGUACGCGCCGACGCGCGCAUCCCGUCGUCGUCGUCGGGACGCAUCUGCGCAUUUUCCAGCUGAGUUUCCCUCACAGGCGAGGUUCUGCCUGUCCCGGAUUGUCGUGUAUGCGCCAAACACACCAGGCCGGCAGGAAAAUCAAGACUCGACUAUCGUUCACAUAUCGUUGAAUAAUUAUGUACAAAACGGUGCGGAAAGGUGAUGCCAGUCUGCAGUACACGAUACUGCCUCAGACGGAUCAGUUCUCGUCCGGCGGAUUCCCGCAGGCUUCCGGCAAACCCCGGCCGAGGAUCAUCAAGUACACAAUGGCUACUAUAAUGGUGCUGAUCAUACUAUCCUGCGUGGCCACGCCGUUCCUGAUGAAUCAGAACGAUCACAAUCUUUUCGCCAGCACGAUGCGAGCGAUUAGCCGAGUCGAACCGGUAAGGAACACGUCAAGGCAUCAAAUUGAAGACACUGGUGACAGUACAAACAAAGACAAGAUCCCAACCACAGUGGUAUCGACGACUGAGGUUACCAGAAGAAAAGAGGACGGCAUGACCUCCUUUAGCGUAAUCCUCCAGGACGAAGAGGAGGAGGAGGCCGUGGUUGAUGACGCCACAUUAGCAGGUUUACUCUUUUCAGGUUCUCUCUUUUCAGACAUGCCGGAAAUUAGUACGCAAGUGAUUCCGAGCAUGGAAACGUCAACGAGAGAUCAUCAAACGACAAUGACUUCCGCUCUAUCGUCGACAACUUUCUCAGCACUGUCGACGACAUCGAAGGCGUCUUCGAGCGGUACGACGGAGGAGACGAAGAGUACACUGAGCACGCCCAGGAAGCCGAAGAUGCCGAGGGUGACCUUGAAGUUGCGGGAGAACGAGACCAUACCGCAGAUGUACGUCAAGGCGGGCAUAGCCUCCUACAAGAAGGGCAACAUCACCACCAGCGUCCUUGCGCCACGUCUGAGUCUCGAGGGUCUGAUAUUCAAAACGCCGAAAGGCACGAUAAAACCCUGGCCUCAGAAGUGGAUCUUCAGCGACCCCUCCAACCCCACCAUCAAGUGGGGAGUGUUCUCUCUGGACCAUCCACCAAUGAUAACAUUUUAUGCGAUCUUUGGGGUAAUGUGUGCAACGGCAUGUGGUCUAAUCGCCCUGAUAAUUUACGUGCAGCGUAUUGCGCGUAAACAGUUCAAACGUCCAGGACAGAACAUCGAGGAGCCGGAGGUCGAGGAACCGGAGGUCGAGGAUUCGGAGAUCGAGGAGUCAACCCUGUUGGGCGCCGAGAGCCAAGAGACCAAGGAAAAGGAGUAAUCCCGACGUCGACAUGAGCAUGACACACCCGUACAUAGCGCGCGUAAGACUUGCCUAUUUUUACAAAGACACGUCGGUUAGAUUUAGGGUCUUCCACGCCGAAGGAUAGAAGAUCAAUAAACGCGGCCGAAGUGUGAGAAAGAUUUUUUUACGAUGUAGCCAGCUAACUAGAGAAACGUGGUACGAACGCAUGAACAACGUGAUUGCCCGGCCUGAGGUGAAGAUCUGUACGAGAUUCGUUUCCUGCGAGAUCCAUUGCUCACUGCGUUACUGUCACACCCGUAAGUUUAUCUUUACGCCACGGCAGAUUUUUGAACGAGGGUUUCUUCGCAAAAGCAGAAACGAUCACGUUGUACAAUCAUUCUUAACGUUACGCUUUUAUUAGAGUGUCCAAUUUACACGCUCGACAGUGAAUUAGCGAUGGACCAGUUAUACGUUUAUUGCAACUGUGGUAUAGUUCGACUAGCGACUUGAUUAUAUAACGAUACUAUUAUUAACGAUGUUAAUCUUCGGAUAAUCAAGCUGAUCGUAAAGUGUUGAGUAAAAAUAAGUUUUGUUGUUUAUUGCAUAAGUUCGCGAUAAGACACGGCAGGUUUUACAAAUCCGCCAUGACGGGCGCACAAUUGUGCAUGAUGACAAGCUAUGUGUAUACAGAGAGAAAGAAUACGUAUCUCACUGGCAAGUUAAGGAGACCAAUAUUUAUAAACUAUUUCAGAAAACAGUAAACUACACAGAACUCUUUUACUCUCUUUAUAAAUUCCUUUAAAAUAAAAAAAGUUCCUACAAAAAUUAAGAAUUCGAUGAAUGCUAAAAAAAAAAUACCUCAAAAAUAAUAAACGUUAUCUUAAAAAUUCUAAUUAGCAAAUGAAGUCUCGGAGGUACAUUCCUUUGUACAAAAAAAGCGCAGAAAUUAAAAAUAAUUUUAAAUGAUAAUGAAUUCGUAUACUGCCGGAAGGUGAGGUUAUAAUUAAUCUGAGAAUUUAGGAGAAACAACUUUCAAUUAAAAGUACGCGCAAUAGCGUGAAAAAGUAAAUGUUAAAAAGUAAACGUACCGCAAAGCCUUGAAGGGUCUUAGAGUUAAGACAUUACCAAUAAACAAUUUUAGGGUCCGAUAAAAAGGUCUCCUUAAUUCGGCCAUCUAUAUUUGCUAAACUUUCUAUAAUAUACACGAUAUACGUAUAUAUAUAUGAUUGUAAGGUAUUAUGUAUAUGUGUGUCAUCGAUUUUUCCAGCGGAUCUCGAAAAGGAAAAAGUGCUUUUUAACUUUCUGACGCCAGUCGUAUUCUAUCUGCGUACAAAAGUAGCCGUACUGCCAGCUACAAUAAAGGGCCAGCUUUGGAAUCCCGUUUAAUUAAAAGUGAUGUUUGAACGAACGUGCUAUCAAGUAUAUCGUACGAUCGAUAUCCACGAGCCGUUUACUCGGCGAUAUCUGUCACACGGGGAAACGUAAUAUCAUAUUUUGCAAAAUAUGACGAACGGAUUGACGAUAUUGCAUUGGAAGUAUGUCAGAAAUAUUUGUGUGAUAGAAAUAUCGAAUAAAUCCGAACUAUGCGCGGUAAAGCUUCAUCAAUGUAUUGUUUCGCUAAAAUAAUAUACUAUUAUUUACAUAAAUUUAUACAGAAUUGGGAUACAGAAUUAAUUCAUGAAAUUGAUAUGAAACUGAUAUUCGCAUAGAUAAUACCUUUAAUUAAACAGAUAUAUUGUGUCAAAACUGAAAUUGACGUAGAUAUGCAUUAUGAUCAUUAGAUUCUUUAUGAGAGAAGAGAGAGAGAGAGA
Messenger RNA from Pogonomyrmex barbatus (red harvester ant), 3307 nucleotides. RefSeq lists its product as uncharacterized. NCBI's taxonomy places the organism in Eukaryota, Metazoa, Arthropoda, Insecta, Hymenoptera, Formicidae. The record is from RefSeq and is a predicted model, not a curated record.